AUGUUAUUUUAUUCAACAGCGAUUUUUCUGGUACGUGAACCGUUUCGGAAGGUAUUUCUGGCAAGUGAGGUACCAUUGUCGGUUGUCAUUACACAUUUGUGGCUUGCGCCAUUAAUUUCCCCUUUGAUAGUCGCUAUGUUGUAUCUAUGUUUCUGGUUACCUUUUUCGUCUGUACCAGACGCUUCAUUGGUGCCAUCAUAUGCUGUAGCAUUGUCAAUGUUUGGACUUUCCGCUUGGCUAGAAUCGUUCGCCGAACCUUAUGUCAUAUUGUCGCUACGAUUCGGUAUGGAUGUGCAGUACGCAUUUGCCCAAGGUUUCUUGGUGAUAACGCAACGAGUUUUUGUACUCAUUCUAAUUAUUACGGUGCCGAUGUUACCCGUUUAUGCAUUCUGCUGCGCACAGGUUCUGUCAUCUUUCUGUUACACUGCUUUGUGCAUAUAUCUAUUAGUAUCUGGCAUUCGGUCUGUCGCAUCAUCUGUCGGAAGUUUCAGCGUGAUGUCACUUUAUCCAAGUUUCCCUAAAGCCUUCUCGAAAGAGAGUUGUUCUAUAUUGGCAGCUUUUACUAUUCAUUCCAUUUUUAAGCAGGUUAUUACGAAUGCGGUUUUCGAUGCAGUCGAUAAAUUGGGAAGUUUGGUUGCACGCGUCAUUUUUGCACCGCUUGAACAUUCUGCUUAUUUGUAUUUCUCCACUUGUCUUCGACGAGCAACUUCGGCGAAAGACCGACUGGAGACUGAUGUGAAAAAAGGAAUUAAUGCAAUGAAUAGUCUUUUGCAUAUUGUUAUUUUGGUUGGUACUGUGAUAUUUAUUUUUGCAAUAUCCUACUCUCCUCUUGCUGUCAAAAUAUAUGGUGGCACUGUAUUAAUCAGUAAUGCAGGCGCAAAUAUUCUGCGACUUUACUCCUUUUAUAUAAUUGUCAUUGCAGUCAAUGGUAUCACCGAGUGCUUUGCCAUGGCAACAAUGAACGAAGAGGAGCUUCUUUCGCAUGGCUGGUUUUUGUUUUUUUCCUCCCCCAUCCAGAUAUUUCUAUCGUUUCUGCUUUCAUACACUGUCGGUGCAUACGGUUUGAUACUAGCAAAUAUUAUCAGUAUGCUAAUGCGAAUAGUCUACAGCUGGAGGCAUAUUCGUCGUUUUUCAUGCGGUCAAAUCAGUUUUUUGCAUACACUUCCAAAUUUUUCAACAAUUUUAAUUCUCCUCUUUUGUCUUGUUGUAACUUCACUUUCCCUUCUGAUUUUCGGUGGGAUUGAUGGUGUAAUGCAUAAUGCUGCGCACGUAGCCGUUGGAUGUUCCUUAUUCAUUUUUGUUAUCAAUCAUAUCUAUCAAAAUGAUUUGCAUGUUGUCAAAUUCCUAGGUGACAAAUUACUGGGAGCUCAUGAUGAUUAAAGCUUCCACUAUUAUUAAGUAUAGAAGGCAUGUAUCGUUGAUUUUCCAUGCCACUGUAUUCUAG
Loa loa (African eye worm) is the source of this 1444-nucleotide messenger RNA. RefSeq lists its product as hypothetical. The coding region runs from base 1 to 1380 and encodes 459 amino acids. The transcript is spliced from 10 exons. Gene Ontology annotation, cellular component: endoplasmic reticulum membrane. Lineage: Eukaryota; Metazoa; Nematoda; Chromadorea; Rhabditida; Onchocercidae. Gene Ontology annotation, biological process: dolichol-linked oligosaccharide biosynthetic process; glycolipid translocation. The record is from RefSeq and is a predicted model, not a curated record.